Racocetra persica is the source of this 131-nucleotide messenger RNA. NCBI's taxonomy places the organism in Eukaryota, Fungi, Glomeromycota, Glomeromycetes, Diversisporales, Gigasporaceae. The record is from the annotation of a GenBank genome assembly.
AAAUGUGGUUCGCACAUAGUGCGUUAGUUUCUAACGAAUAUACAAAUGUCAAUUCUCAUUCACAAGUAAUGUUUAUUGUUGAUAUAGUGUCCGAAAAACAUGAUUGGAUUCUUGUGGCUCGCAAAAACAAG